AGCUUUGGCAGUUGGCAAACCAACCCGGCUUCAAGGGUGGUUGUUCUGUGGAAACGUCGCUGAAAUUUGGACUACCAAUCAAUUAUUUCACCCCCUGGACAUUCUUUGUACGUCGUUGGAUAUCUUUACAAGUUCCUUGUCGUUCAACUUAAUUUUUAGCAACCAUGGCGUGUGGAGCAACGUUAAAACGUUCCAUGGAGUUUGAGGCCCUGCUCAGUCCUCAGUCUCCCAAACGAAGAAGGUGCAGUCCAUUACCGGGGACCCCUGGCACUCCGUCUCCUCAAAGAUGCAAUCUUCGGCCGUCAACAGACAGUCCUUCGCUUUCUAUGUCACCGCAGACCAUGGGAGGAGAACAGAGGCUUACUCCUGAGCAGAUCUUCCAGAACAUUCGUCAGGAGUAUAGUCGCUACCAGAGGCGACGGCAGCUGGAGGGGGCCUUCAACCAAAGCGAAGCCUGCAGCUCCAGUGGAGGCCAGAGCCCCAACCCUGCGCUCAUGCCUCCCAGCUCUCCCCCAGGUGCCUCGUCUGUGAAGAAAGAUCAGCCGUCAUUCACGCUGCGACAGGUGGGCUUCCUGUGUGAGCGCCUGCUAAAGGACCACGAGGAGAAGAUCCGUGAAGAGUACGAAAAGGUUCUCAACACAAAACUCGCAGAACAAUAUGAAUCCUUUGUGAAAUUCACGCAAGACCAGAUCAUGCGAAAAUACGGCGCCCGGCCUGCCAGCUAUGUCUCUUGAAGAAUCUCCUCACUUGGUACCAGUCUGUCCUUGGAUAACACACAGUGGCUGUAACACCAGCUGCUUUUCCUUUCCCCAUUUAUUUUUUAUUUUCAUUUUCAUUUUAAAUUCUUGGGUGCCAUUGUUAAUCCACUUUUUUAUUAUUUUAAAUCCCCAGAGGACUUGUCAGAACUUUUGGCCCGACAGUUAAACCCCUUUGAAAGUUUAAAGAAAUGUAAAUUUUCAAUUUUUGAUAAUCUUCUCUCUCUAUCUUUCUCUUUUUCUCUCUCGCUCUCUCUUUCUCUUUCUCUUUAUCUCUCUCUCUCUCUCUCUCUCUCUCUCUCUCUCUCUGUCUCUGUCUCUCUCUCUCUCUCUCAACCCAAAGUGAAUCAGGUCUGUGUCUGUCCCUUCUGGCGCGCUGUAGAAAUGCUUGGCUGAUGUGGUGGCUCUGUAUACCAACCACUGACUUGCUGCAGCUGCUGUAACCAAACCCUGCCUUUCUCUCUCUCCAUCUCACCCCCCUCUCUAUCCAUCCAUUUUUCUUUCACAAGUCUUUACCUGAGGAUGUGGAUUUAUCUCUUCUUUUUUUUCUCUCCUUUUUGACAAAUAAAGUUUCUGCAGUUUA
Sardina pilchardus (European sardine) is the source of this 1338-nucleotide messenger RNA. It is a transcript of the gene akirin1, whose product is annotated as akirin 1. The record is from RefSeq and is a predicted model, not a curated record. Gene Ontology annotation, cellular component: chromatin; nucleus. Lineage: Eukaryota; Metazoa; Chordata; Actinopteri; Clupeiformes; Clupeidae. Gene Ontology annotation, biological process: negative regulation of skeletal muscle satellite cell proliferation; positive regulation of macrophage chemotaxis; positive regulation of myoblast differentiation. Gene Ontology annotation, molecular function: transcription coregulator activity. The transcript is spliced from 5 exons. The coding region runs from base 165 to 734 and encodes 189 amino acids.